CAUUGCGCUUCGGUGCGAGUGGACGCGUGUGCCGUGCCUGUUUCCGCGAGCUCCGCACACACCGAGAAAACCGUGGUUCGUUUCUGUUUUUCUGUUUUGUUUUCUACCUGCCGAAAGGUGUGCGAAAUUUAACUGCAAAGCUGCUGUGAGCGGUGCGUGCAUUUUUGUUGUUGUGCAAGAUAGAACAGAAAGACUUGGUCCGAUCGUAGUAAAGAUCAGGACUUUCUUUCCUUCCGAUCCGAUCAACGGAUUCAAUUCCCGACAAGUGCAGGGCAAGAAGGCAAGGGCUCCAAAGUACGGUGAAAAGCACACGAUACGCCUUUUCCGGUGCGGAGCAGCUUCCACAGGGACCCACGGACGCCAGCGACGAGGCCGCUGUUCUUGUUUAUGAGUUCGGGCGCGUCGAUGCUAUGCGAGAUCAUAGCAUGCUUGCACGUUUUCGCGAUCACCUUUUUGUCGGCCAAGAAUCUUUAUGACCGUUUAUGUUGGCCGUGCUGGCGCGCACUGAUCGCGUGUGUGUAUGAGUGUGUAUUGUUUGUUCAUGUGCAGUGAGUGAGCCCGAGAGAAAAAAAAGGGAUCCACCCAAAGGGUGUUUGCGACCGGAGGCGCGCCAUAUCGUCGUGAAAGUCGCGAAACGUGCCCGCACAGUACGGUGAUAACUCCCCCCGCUGUUUGAUACGCUGUUACGCCUGGGUCAAUGAGAGAGGGUGGUGCACCGCACCCGAUAUGGAGAACGGCCAAACACGGGUAUUGUGCGUACCCAUUCAAUAGUGGGGCACCGUGCGGCAACGGAGACGAGUGCGCGUGGAAUUAAGUGCGUCUUGCUGCUCUAGUGUGCGGGUGGUGGCGGCGGCGGCGGUGGUGGCGCCGUGCUCUGCGGAUGUGUGAGCCUAAAAUUAGCCAUCGAAUUAGUGUCCAUUGUGUUCGCCAUCCCUCGUCGCAAGUGAAGCGAAGGUUUGCCAAUUGUAGACGACCCCUUGCGUCUUAACGCAACUCAUCAAAGAAGUGCAAUUUGUAGUGAAUCUGCGGCCCCUUGUGCAACAUAAUCGUUCGAUUAAUGGGAUCCCCCCUUACAAAAGUGAAUUCCCUCUUCCCGCUGCCUGUCUGUGUCUGAUUGUCUUCAGGGCUCCCUGAAGUGUGUCUGGCCGGGUGAGUCAGUGUGUGAUGAGCUGCGCGCCUUCUCGAAGAUCCCGGAAGCCACAUUCGUUCCGAUGCUGAUAAUUAAGUGCGUGUGUGUGUCUGUGUGAUGUCGUCCUCACUGUUGCAACCGUUGCACUGAUAGUGAAAUAGUGCGAAAAGGGGUACCCAUUCGGGGAAGCAAUUGUGUGUGAGAAAAAAAGAAAAGCUAAUUGAUUUACAAAGUUCAGUUUCACAAAACCACGGAAGGAAAACACAAGGGUGGCGCCCAAAACAGAUUGUGCGCGCGCGGGGUCCGCUGCGGUGCGAAGGAAUAAAUCACGAUUAUUAAAGUGCGGUAAUUCGCUCUUCCCGCUGCUGGCUGUUGUUUGGGUGUUUUUUUUGUUGUUGAAAAUUAGUUCUUCGAAGAAGAGACAAAAAAAAAAACACAUUCAUACCGGAAAAACACAUCCCUUCACCGUCCGACGAAUCAAAGUCGGCUGUGGUGGCGCGGUAGUGAAGGGGUGAAGAGAGAAAGAAGGAAAGAAAAAGUUCGAUUGGGAUUUAAUUGAAAGUUUGUGCCCGUACCACAAGACCGGUGCUGGCCUGGGCGAACGAAGACGGUGUUUCGAAUCGUUCUCACUAUCUUCCGGUGCAAACACACACACACACUCUCACACAAACGUAGGAGAUCAUCCAGCGAAGGCCACACAAUUUCAACACCAUCAUCAUCAUCGCAUGCUGUCUUGCCGACAGCAUAACAUCCCGCGUGCGUUUGUUUGCGUCUGGGCAUCACAGUAAGCACAGCCCAGCCACACUAUCAGCAACAGCAGCAGCAGCAGCAUCAUUCUUCUAUUCUCCAGGCAAGCGGAAGACGGUGUGUUGUUGUUCUGACGGUGCUGCUUCCAUUGUUCGGUGAAAGUGCACCCACCCCACACACACCCACUGGAAGUGGGAAUAGGAAACCGAACGGAAGAGCUACAGAAAAAGGGAAUACACCGGGACAGGAACCUCUGGGUCCGAUACACAUCGCACCUCCUCCAAAAAAAAAAACAUGAUCUGGCCAGGGCUACUGUUUAUGCUGCUCAGCAGCGCGUUUAUGCUGCCCGGUGCAACGGCGGAACAUCAUAACAUGUCACACACGAAAGACUGUACCCGCUUUCACGAGCAAUGUGUCCGCUGCACCGAUACGGGCUGCGUCAAGUGUACGGAAGUGCUGCGCAUCGACACCGGCGAAUGUCUGUCGGAGUGCCCGAGCGGGUACGGCGCACAGUGGUCUACGAGCAGCGAGUACAUGGGCCGCGUCUGCCAUCCGGUCGGGAUGUCGGGAUCGUUCCUGGCCGCCGUCGUCGGCAUCGUUGCUGGGGCGAUCCUGUGCGUGGUGCUGAUUUUCGGUGCGCUGGCCAUCCUGCGACGACGCCAGAAGCGCAAAAAGUACCGCGAAUCGUUCAUCGACGAAAACAUCGACCGGCUUGAGUUCUUGCGCCAGCUGGACGAGCUGCGCCCGCAGGCGGAAUACUUCCUGCAGAUGCUGAACGACACGCGGCGCCAGAUACGGAAGCUGCACCUGGCCGGUGACAGUGCCGGCGCUGCCACGUACCAUCCGGUGGUACGCGAUCUCGCCAAAAUACUGAUCCUGCUGAACAAACCGAUCGAGCUGAUCAAUGCGCCACCGCACGACUGGCAGCGGCUGUACGUGUGGGCCGAACGUGUGCUCGACCGCUACAAGCCCGAGCUGGCGCAGCUGAUCGAGUUUCUGCAGCAACCGUCUGCGUCCGAUCCACGGCUCGGUGCGUCGGACCAUUCCACCUUCAAGUCGGCAUCGUACCACCAGCACGGUGGUGCGCCGGGCACGGACCUAUCGCCCAGCCUGAGCCAGAAGAACGAGCGCAACCUGCUGCAGCCGGAGUUGAUCCAGCUGCAGAAACAUCGCACACUGCCGUCGAUGCAGACCACGCACCACUUCCUCGGUUCGCUGAUCAGUUUGCACGAGUUUGACGAACGAUCGUCACACACGACCGACACCAGCUCAAACCACCACUCGACGACCGGCGUCGUUAGUGGGAGCGGUGGUGGUGGCGGUGGCGGUGGAGGUGGUGGCAACAAUCCGUUCGACGAUACGUUCGAUCACGUUCGCACGUACCUGUCCACGUCCGGGAUGAACGACAGUUCGCUCUGGUUGCAGGACGAGUUCUUUAAGCUGGGCUUCCGGCCCCAGGACGAAAUCACGACCGAGCUUUGAUCGGCGAGGGAGGGGAAACGUGUGUCCCAAAUACACGAUGUCACCAUUCCAGUGCAAAUCAACAGGAUACGCAAUAUUUGUAUAUAAGCAAUACAUGGUCAAAAUACCCCGCCGCUGCCGCCGCCGCCGCCCGGUGCUAUCGUUUGGCGUGAGGAUUACGGGACCCGCGAAACAAUACGCACAUAUAAUGGCGCACACGCAGGCAUCAUGUGCACUAGUCAGAUACGAGCGCGGUGCUCUAGAAUCACAUAGACGGGCAUAGGCCGCCACCGAACAACGCGAAGGAGGAGGACAUAAUCCGUAAUCAGCAUUAAAAUUGUUAGUGUGUGUGUAUAUGUAAACAUUGAACUACAAACUAACAGGACAAAGUUAUAUUGUAAAAGUAGGGUAUUAAAACAAUGCAACCACCAAUUGAGCAGGUUGAAGGGAACGUUAGGCAGAACUAUUUAUUCCUGUUUUCUUCCUCGAUCGCGGGAAUGCACAAGGCAGGGCUAGACCAAUUGUCGAUUGGUUAAUCGGUACGAAGGAUUAAGCAAUUGUUAGCUGUGCUAUUGCAUUGUCUUUUUUCUUAAGCACUAUUCAUUAAUCCAUCGCGGAUCGAAUCGGUUUAGAUGGUCCAUGUUGCACAAAGUACGACAAUAAUGAUUAAUUUUAGUGAAAAAUCGUCCCCAAUACGAAGGGGCCAAAAUGGAGUUAUUCUUAUACUACGAACGAAAUAAAACGAAAAACGGACAUAUUGCAAGGGAUACACUACAAAAAUAAAUCUUUUGUUACUAUUGUGGAAGGGAAAUUCAUUCGUA
Messenger RNA from Anopheles merus, 4158 nucleotides. RefSeq lists its product as uncharacterized. The coding region runs from base 2171 to 3358 and encodes 395 amino acids. NCBI's taxonomy places the organism in Eukaryota, Metazoa, Arthropoda, Insecta, Diptera, Culicidae. The transcript has 2 exons. The record is from RefSeq and is a predicted model, not a curated record.